AUGCUGCUGGAGGAUCAGGAUUUUAAUUUUUUUCUGCAACUUUUCCACAACAUCAUGCCACACGUGGACAUCCUCUAUGCCAAACUCCAGAAGAAGGACAUAGAUUCAGUCCACAUUAAGGGGAGCAUCCAGCAGUUCCAGCAGGACAUACAGAAGAUCAGAAAUUCUCUCCAUUCUCUGGUUAACCAAAGCAGUGAAGGAGCUUCUCAACCAAAGAGGCGGCGGUUGCUUAGUCCAGACGUCCAUGAACGGAUUGCAACAGAGGUCUGUGACACCAUACUCCAACACACCAUGGAACGGUUCUGCUUCACAAGCCACCUCGUUAGUGCCACCCUGCUGCAAGCAGACAGGUUUGAACAGUACACAGUGGCGUUUCCUGAAGAUGCACUGAGUAGGACUUUGAAGGCCUAUCCAGUGCUCAAUGGGAGUAAGCUAAAGACAGAGCUUAGUCUCAUCUACUGCAAGGAAGAGUUCAGAACCUGUUGUGGUGCUGUGGACCUACUGCAGCUGUUUAAGGAGAACAAUCUUGAAGAAGUCUUUUCAGAGACUGUCACUCUCCUAAAGAUCCUCAUCACCACACCCAUGACCACAGCAGAGGCUGAGAGGUGUUUCUCAACUUUGAAAAGAGUUAAGACUUUUCUGAGAAAUAGCAUGACCCAGGAGAGACUAAAUGCAUUGGCCAUGCUGUCAAUGGAGAAGAGAAUGGUGACUGAGAUCAUUGACUUUAACCAGAAGGUCAUUGAGAAAUUUGCAAGUCAGAAAGAAAGGAGAGCAAAAUUUAUUUUCAAAUAGUGUUAAUGGCCAAUGAUUAGGUAACUAUAGUGUGUUUUUUUUUUUGAAUGAUUACCUUGAUUACUUCAUCACUGAUAAUAAACCCACAUUCAAUUCAAAUUCACUGAUUCAUAGUACAUUUAUUUGCAUGUAUUAACAUUGACUGUAAUAAUGAUACAUCACCUGAUUAAUGGCUAUUUAUAGUCCUGCAUUACUGACAGUUGUUGUUUGCGCCCCCCCAAAUAUUUUUAGCACCAGCCUCCACUGCAUAUGGAGAUGAAAAAUGAGCAUGUUUUCUUCGCUGACUGACCUCAAGAGUGUUACACAGCAAUUCUCCAUGGGAGAAAAUGUACUUGUUUAAUAAAAAAACAGUGUUAUUCAAUGCACUGAAAUCUUUUUGCUGAUGUCAAAAUGUAUGGCUAUGUAUAAACUUGACUGUUGCAAACAUUUUGAGACACAUUGGGACAAAUUUAGCACCUUUGUGGCAACACCUUGUUAAUUUUAUGUGACUGUAAAUCGCAGAGACCCAAAGUAGUGCUAAAUAUGUCUUCGCGGGUAACUCCAGAACCAGAAUGAAACCAAACCUCUUGUGCUUUGUGAAAUGGUUUUACAUGAAUCUAUAGCUUUCAUAUGCUUUGCCUUCUAAAAUGUUCUUACAAUAAAUAGACAAAUUUGCCAUCAUAUCGGAACAUAGACAUGUCUACAGUUUGGCCGAAUAACCCAGUACAUUUUUAACAGUGUCCCGUAGUGUCAAAUUCAACUGUUUAUUGUGAACUUGAAUGUUAACUAAAAAUGCAGUAUACUUGUUGAACACUAGGAAGAUUUGAGGUCACAUGCCAAAUGUAAUCAAUUUACUUUGAGUGCGUUAUAUACUGAAAUCCUCAACAUCUGGCAACUUAAAGGAAUGGGUUACCCUAAACUGAAAAUUCUGUCCUUAUUUUCUCACCCUCAAGUUGUUCCAAAUCUGUAUAAAUUUCUUUGUUCUGGUGAACACAGAG
Triplophysa rosa is the source of this 1769-nucleotide messenger RNA. RefSeq lists its product as uncharacterized. Bases 1 to 792 code for a protein of 263 amino acids. Lineage: Eukaryota; Metazoa; Chordata; Actinopteri; Cypriniformes; Nemacheilidae. Gene Ontology annotation, molecular function: protein dimerization activity. The transcript is spliced from 3 exons. The record is from RefSeq and is a predicted model, not a curated record.